Molecule: messenger RNA, 2237 nt
Organism: Acanthisitta chloris (rifleman)
Lineage: Eukaryota; Metazoa; Chordata; Aves; Passeriformes; Acanthisittidae
Gene: YAF2
Product: YY1 associated factor 2
Exons: 3
Coding region: 1-429 (142 amino acids)
Biological process (GO): positive regulation of DNA-templated transcription
Cellular component (GO): nucleus
Molecular function (GO): transcription coregulator activity; DNA binding
Source: RefSeq, a predicted model, not a curated record
AUGAACCCUAGGGCUGGUGUGACAGUAUGUGCACACAGGAAACCUCGACCUGUCUCUCAGCUGGUUGCACAGCAGGUUCCUCAGCAAUUCGUGCCCCCUACACAAUCAAAGAAAGAGAAAAAAGACAAAGUAGAAAAGGAAAAAAGUGAAAAGGAAACAACAAGCAAAAAGAACAGUCAUAAGAAAACCAGGCCAAGGUUGAAAAAUGUGGAUCGAAGUAGCGCUCAGCAUUUGGAAGUUACCGUUGGCGACCUGACAGUCAUAAUUACAGACUUUAAGGAGAAGACUAAGUCACCACCUGCUUCCAGUGCUGCUUCUGCAGAUCAGCACAGUCAGAGUGGUUCUAGCUCUGACAACACAGAGAGGGGAAUGUCCAGGUCAUCUUCACCCAGAGGAGAAGCAUCAUCACUGAAUGGGGAAUCUCAUUAAAGUUUAUUUCCUCCAGUUUCUUUAGUCUCUUCUCUUCAAGACAUGCAAAUACAUAGCUUCUGUCACCUGUUACCACAUUUUCAUGACAGAUUAUUCAUGCAUAAUUGGUAUGUUGACUGGAACAUAAUUUAUGCAGUUAAAAAAAAAGAAAAAAAGUGCAGUGGUAGAAACAAUAAUUUAAAUGCAAUCUACAAAUGCUUGCAAAGCAUUUUCAGACCAACUUUUUAAUUUUCAUGUGUAAGGGUGCCAUGAAAAUGUGGUUUGAAUGUUCAUUAUGCAGUGUUAUUGGUAUGUCCAUUUUCACUUUUAGUUUUGUGAAUUCUAACACAACUCUCAAAGUGUCUCCUAUUGGCAUGUACGGAAUUUUUAUAACAUAGUUCAAGCUGCCUAAAUAUGUCUUAUUUGAGAAUUGUGGAACAUAGUUAUAUGUAUGCAAGUCAAAGAUCAACUUAAUCAACUAUUGCUGCAACAGAAUUUUCAUAAUUAUCUUCUUAAAAACACCUGCUGGUACUUGGUGUGGUUAAAUAGGAAAAAUGUUAUUAUAAAAACAUUUGUAUAAAUUUUUGCCAAUGUUUGACACAUUUUACUAGAUUACUGUUUCUGAAUUAUGUUGAUGGUUUUACCAAUAUUUUUUGACACUUAAAACACUUAUUGUAAUGUUUACAAGCAAAAUAGAAAAUGUGUUCUAAGCAUUGAUUGGUUACCCUUGCAAUUCAGGUAAACUGCUUCAUUGUCGCUGUACACUGGUAUUCUGUGUUGUGUAACAAAUGCUGAACCUCAGAUGACAACACAUUGGCAGAAACUAACAUUGGGAAAUAUGAAAGUUUGGAAAAGCUUUAAAAAUAACAGAAGUGCAGAUCUCAUUUCUGCUUAGCGCUGUUUCCUUGCCCCGCGUUUUUCUAGUGUAGCAUAGUCACUUUAUAAUUUCAUUACAGGAAUAUCAGGUGUUGCACAAGAAUAAGGAAAUAACAGUACUAUUAUUUUUUUGUUCCUGAAUCAAUUUUUUUAAUAUUGAUUUGGCCUAUUGGAAUCUAUUAUGUCAUAAAUCCUGUAGAAAAAACUCAGUAUCCUACUUUAUGGCAUAAACUGUCAACAUUUAUGCACUUAGCAAUAUACUGAUACAGAGCAGAACUAUUUACAAUCCCAUCUGGUAUUAUGUAAAAUUACCAAUAAAAUAUUUUUGUGAAUACAGAUUUUGCAUUUUUGUUUACAACCAAUAAGUGUUUUGAUACAUACAUACAAUUCAUGUAUAGAUUUUUAAAUUAGAGAUUCUGGUUCAGUACGAAGGUCCAUUUAGCUCCUUUUAGUAGUGCACUUACACUCCUGUGAGCAUUUUCUUUUUAAUUCAAAGUAAAUAUAUUUUGAAGCCCAUGUAAAAUUUGGAUGGACCUUCUUGGUAGUGAAUCCAGCCCCAAAUUAUUACCAACGUAUGAUAUGUCUUCUUAACAGCUUCAAACAAUGGAUUUUUGUAGCCCCUGACAGUUGUGAUGUUUGGUGGUUUCUUGUAGUAAUGUAUUUUUCUGUUCUUAAUGCAGUACUUCUACAGGCACAAUGGUACUGUUCUAUUUUGUAAGAUGCUAGUUGUGAAAUACAGUUAGUUGCAUAAAAUGAGAGUCUGAUGUGAUAUCUGAGAACAUACAUACCUCAUUCCUUGGUGUUGCUGUUUAAACUUUUUAGACAUCAAAUGUUAAUUAUAGGCUAUUUCAGAUGGAUAACUACUGAUCUGUUUAUUAUGUAUUCUGCUUUAUCUUACUAAAUAGGAUGUCUGUUCAUUGCUGUUACCUGGCCAAAUCUUAGUGUCUGUGAAA